AUGGCUGAAAACGAGGAUUUGGAUGCUUCUGCGCUGGCUGCAAACCGCUGGAUCUGGGCAGCGUCGAGUGUACAGAAGAUGCCCGGGGGGUUGCAGAAAGUCUUGGGAGGCCAAUGGAAUCCACGCUAUAUGGUGCUCGGAGCCCACACGGGCUGCCUUCACUGGUUCCGCGACGAAGGACCCGGGGCGAUUCUGGGCCAAGAGAGAGGACACCUGCGCCUUGCAGACGUAUCGAAAAUUGAGUCUGUUAUCGAUGAUGAGCCAGACACCAAGCGCCUGCUACUGUGGGAUUUGCUGGGAAAUGCGGCCCUGACGAUCCGGGCGAGCUCGGAAGUUGUAGAAGCAUGGAAGAAAGCACUUCUGGCCGCCAAGACCUACAAGCCGACAUUCGUGGAAGGUAUGUUCACCUCUCAUGGCUGGGUCGAUGCCUCCUACUCGCAGCUUGUCGAGCCGCCGGAGCCCUUGGAUGUUGAUACGUGCAUCGAGUAUGACGACUCCAGGGUGCCCUUGAUGGGCUUCGCUUUCGAGUCUCAGGAGAAAGCUGGCAGCCAACUGCAGUGCUUUGCCCUUGGUGGGCCGAAGCUUCGAUUCCUCGUGAUUUGCCGGGGAAGGCUCCUGCGCUUCGAGCCCCGGGAGUUCGCCUUACUGGGGGAAGCCAAAGGGGGUGAGGUGGUUUUGGCAUCCUUGAAGAAUGUCGCGCGUCACAACCAGUAUGUGAUCGCGGAUCAAGCGCGGUUGAGGCUCAUCUUCAAAACUGCGAAUGCGCAGACGUGGGCAGCCUGCCUGCGAAAUGCUGAUGCAUUUCACUGCCCGAGCCCAUCUGCACAGGACGAUGCAUCAAAGACAGCCCGGUCGCAGAGCUACGGGCUGGUUCGGGUCCUACAGUGUCUUGGCACAUGGAUCAGGCAGCGAGCCCUACUUCUGCUGCUGUGCAACAGCGUUGUGGCACUGACUCUGCUGCUUCAAGACUCUGCCGCUUUCUGGCCCUUUGUCAUGGUGCUGAACCUGCUGACGUGCUUGAGAGCUGGAGCUGAUGUCCCAGAGCCCCCGGUUUCAGAGACUACAGGGAGGGACGACGAGGUGGACUUGGUGACAUCGUUGCAUCCCGUCGCCCUCGGCUCCACUGCUGGAUGUGUUGAGGAUGCGAAGGCCGAUUCUAUCCUCGUGCGCUCUCAGGGCUACAGCACCCAUAAACAGAAAGAAGCCUCCCAAGACUCCAUGUACGAACUGCGACGAGCAUUCACGAUGCCAGCCCCGAGCAGCUCGUCCCGGCAUUCCCACGUUGCACGGCUUGGACUUGAGAUGCUUGGACUCGAAGGGCCAAUCUCAUCCGAUCUUCCUACCUUCUGCAUCGUAAACCUGCAGAUCCCAGACGAUGCCCCGAACAUCUUGCAAGGAGCCGAUGCUAAAUGCAGCUCCGCAAUCUUUUGCUUCUCGGUCCGGGCCGAAGUCGAAUCGGCGCUGAGCGAGAGCCACGAGCCUGCGCUGCAACUGCUGCGUCGCUUUUGCCAGCUUGCUCAAGAGGACAACAUCAUGAGGAAUAAGCUCAAGGCCCUGUGCCAAAUCACAGAGUCUAAAAAUUCCUCGCUUCCUUCUGUCUUGCAGAACUUGAGUGGGAAGCCAGCAUUGCUGGGCAAGUCUGCAACGAUCUACUCUGGUGCUGGGUACAUUGAAAUCGACGUAGAUAUAAGUUCUUGCGCGUACGUGAACCGGCUGUCGCUCCACCAAAUGCGGAGCAGACUGAGCUCCCUGCAGCUGGACUUUGCCCUUAUAAUUCAGGGCGAUUCAGAUGCCGAGUUGCCAGAACGAGUGUGGGCAGCUUCAACACUCCACUUUGUAGAUAUGGACGAGCUCAUUCACACGCCGCGCUCAGUGAGCCAGAGCCCUCUCCAGAAAUCGCCAGAGACUGCGUCCUUGCACAAGCGACCCCCUGCUUCGUUCUUUGAAUGA
Messenger RNA from Symbiodinium sp. CCMP2456, 1950 nucleotides. The record is from the annotation of a GenBank genome assembly. Lineage: Eukaryota; Dinophyceae; Suessiales; Symbiodiniaceae.